AUGUGUGGUGUGGUGCGGUGUGCAUGGACUAUGAUGAGUACAGCCAGGGCAAGCGGCGCCAGCCACGACGACCUUAUGACGCUGACCAGUUUGGCGCUGCGCGAGCUACGCGGCGUCGAGGAGGGGGCGUACUGCCGCGGACUCGGCGGCCGCUCACGCGAGCACAGCCCGCGCGCGCGCGCCCCCCAAGGCGGACCGGCCAACGACGAGGAGGCCGGAGACGUCGUCGGCGGCCGCCGCUCGCCGGCCCGCUGCCUCGUCCGGGCCGCGGUCCCCGCGCCCCGCGCCCCGCGUCCGCGCCCCGCGCCCGCGCCCGGCGCCUCGCGCCUGCGCUGCGCUGCGCCUGCGCCCAUAUCCCGCGCCUGCGCCCGCACCCGCGCCCGCGCCCGCCUCCACACAGGCCGCCUUCAAGCGGCACGCGCUGCAGAGCGGUUGUUGGUGAGCGGUGACGCUCGUCCGCGUCGUCGUCGACGACAGGCGGCGGCGGCGGCGGCGGCGGUGGUGACCGCGCCCACGUCGGCCGGCCCGGCCCCCGGCCGCGCGGCCGCCCACCGCCGCUGCCGCCGCCGUGACCUGCGACACCUGGCCAGAAGGCGCGUGCCUAUUCAGCACCUUCUCGAACAGCUGGACAAGCAAGCGUCGUCGGGGGAUGGAGGACGGCGUCCGCCUCCGUCCCCGCCGACCGCCCCCGCCUCCGCCCCCGCGCUGGGCCUCGCGCCCAAGAAGCGCCUCAAGCUCGACAACUACGUGGGAGCGGACGCCGCACCCGUUGCCGCAACCGCCUCCGCGCCAGAGGUUUUGUUUGUGGACGGGCUGGGUCACGCGGACACCGGGCUGGCCGCGCCGUCGCCCUCGCUUCUGGUGCACAACCAUCGCAAGAGCAGUGCCGGCAGCGGCUCGAGCGGCGGCGGCGGCGGCGGCGGCGGUGGCAGCAGCAAACACUGCAGCCGGCGGCUGAGCGGGGAGGGGCUGUCGAAGCACGAGCGGCGGGGCGGAGGUGGGGCGGGGGCGGAGGAGCGUGGGCGCGACGCGUCCGCCGACCGCCUGGCGCUGCCGCUCUACUCCCCGCACCCGGUCUGCAAGCGCCGCAAGACCGGCAGCAGCGCCUCGGAGAGCGAGGAGCGCGACCGGGACCGCGACCGGGAGCGCGACCGGGACCGGGAUCGGGAGCGAGAACGCGACCGCGAGCGCGACCGGGAACGCUGCCGCGGCGGGAAGCACUCGCACCACCACUCGCACCACCACGGGAGUAGCGGCGACGGGGCGGGGGCGGGGGCCGCGGACGGCGCCGUGGACGGCAGCCGCCCCGGCACGCCCCUCUGCGACGAGCGGCCCGAGAACCUGUUGCCGCCCUCCGAACCCCGCCGCCUGCCCCGCGAGCGUAGCGCCGCAGACGGGCCGCUGUCGCUGCCGCUGCCCAGGUUCGCCGCGCAGGUGCUGUCGUCGGCCGGACCGCGCCUGACCAUCUCCACCAAGUCGACAGCGGCGGCCGGGACGCUGGCGUCGCCCCCGCCUGCUGUCACCUCUCCGCGCUCCGCUCAGCCGCCCUCAGCGCACCACCACCACCAUCACCACCAUCACCAUCAUCACCACGCAGCAACAGCGGGCGCGCCCUCAGCCGCGCCGGCGCCCGCCCCAGCGCCCACGCCUCCGCCUCACCCGGCGCAGCCGCCCCCCGCGUCGCCGCCACCGAGGCCGCCCUCGAUGUCGCCGUCGUCGUCCGACUCUGAGCUCGCGCCGCAGUCGCCGUCGCUCGAGGAGCGCAUCCGGUCGCUCGACGAGAAGUACGAGAAGUGGAGCGGGUCGCGCGCGCUCAGCGCCUCUGGCGGCGACACGCUCGCCAAGCUGGACGCCGGUGCGUCGGCCUUUCGCUUCCGCCACCGCCUACUCGACUCCAACUACCACGACAUCCAGCCGUCGGACAUCAUGAAGAAGGUGAUGGGCAAGCGAUCUGUCUUCGACGAGGAUUCAAACCGCCUGGAGAACGUCAACGACAAGUACGAGCCGCGGGAGUUUGUGCCGUCGCGCGCCGCCAGCUGCUUCCAGACGCUGCGCCUCAAGACGGACGCGGGGCCGGGGGCGGGGCCGCUGGCCGGCGCCGCGUCACCCAACCCCGCCAAGCCCUUGUUCGCCAGUGCCGUCACGCCCACGGCCGCGGCGGCGCCCGCGCCCGUGCCCUCGCCCUUGCCCACUGCGACCCGGGGCCUCCUCGGCUCGCCCCUGCACUCGCCGUCGGCACUACCAAAGUCGCCCUACUCCACGGGCUGUCCCGGCCCCGGCCCUGGCCCUGGCCCCGGCCCUGGCCCCGGCCCUGGCCCCGGCCCUGGCCCCGGCCCGGUGUCCGCUCCACGCCCGCCCCGCACCGAAAGGCGGUCGGCGGCCGCUCCACCACUGCCAGCUUCGCCUGCAGUGCACGCCGCCCGCCGCCCGCCGGCCCCGCGGCACAAG
Gryllus bimaculatus (two-spotted cricket) is the source of this 2448-nucleotide messenger RNA. Lineage: Eukaryota; Metazoa; Arthropoda; Insecta; Orthoptera; Gryllidae. The record is from the annotation of a GenBank genome assembly.